AUGUCUGAGCGAAACUUUGCAGAGUCCUCCAGCAACACUGUCGGGAAAGAUGUUUGGAAACUGACUGAAUCUGGCCGCAAAGCGAUUGUGACAUGCUACGAAACCGCCGCCAAAGCCGUGCCCGUUCUCCAGCUGCGAGAUGUUCCUGUCGCAGACAUGAACAAGUACGAACUCAUGAUGGCUUUAAGCAAUGCAGGCUGGAGUAUGCGAGUGGUUUCCAAGAAGGAGAGUCGGGCACUUCGCGAAGAAGAGGCUGGUUACAUGGAGGGUCCUGACUCGAAGAAGGAAUGGUAUGUGUUGACUGGGGCAACUUUAGCAAGUGUCAAGCCGCUCUAUCUGAAGUUGUUGCUGCAAGCUGGUGAGCACAAGAAACGAGUUCCUCAUCUCGCUGCAGUGUCUGUGUACCAGCAGUUGCUGAAUCCCGGCUUUGUUCCGCGGGCUCGCAAGAGACAAGCCAUACUUGCCGGUGACCCCGAUGACUGGGAAGCUUUGCAAGAUAAGAAGCCUGCCAAGAAGAGAGCGCGAAAACGCUUGCCUGCUGCCAAGGCAUCUGCUGCACCCGUAGCUGAUGACGCAACUGUUGCGGCCAUCCCUGAUGAUCACAUGCCUGCAGAUGCCGCUGUGGUGGAAGAGCAUCCCAACACCGCUGCGGUACAUGAUGGGGAAGACGACGAAUUUUCUGAUUCUAGCAGCAGCUCGUCCAGCUCGUCAUCUUCGAGUACCUCGGAGUCGCAGCCCUUGGCAGGGCGUGAAGGACUGGAGCUGUCGGAACCGGCAGUUCCUGCAGACGGCCAGGAGCCAUUGGAUACCUUGGAGGCUGGCUCUGUGCGUGAGCUUCCGGCCCUGCAGCACACCAGGGUCAUGGGACGUUCGCAUCCAUUUGGCCUGUGCUUUCUAACACCUCGCUACAAAGACAAGACUAUGACAGGCUGGCAGAUGUCAUGCACAAAGCCUGCCCACAAUGUUGAUGGCCGCAAGUGCACCAAGGAAGUCUCUUUUCGCGUCGCUGGCAGUGCAGGCAUGUGUCGCAGGAUGUUGAAAGCUUGGAUUGUCUUCGGGGCAUCCGUGGAUACAAAGGACGACCAUCUCCACUUGGUGUGGCCUAACAUCGUCAAAAUGGCAAAGGAAGACGGAAUUCCCGAUGAAAACGAACUUGAUUUCAACAUGCCCGAAUCUUGGCAAGCAUGGGAGUCUCCUCGUCGGGUCCAAGAUCAAGAUGUGACUGGGCAGCUUCAGCAAGGAGCACCUGUGGGCAGACGACGCCAGCAUUCAUUGCUUGGGGACCCUUUGCCAGGAACACCUGAAGCAGUCCAUGCUGAAAUGGAACAGCUUGCUGCCCAGGGUCUUGUGCCGAUAACGACUCCUGUGCAGCGGGCGAGGCAGAAGUUCACUCCAGGAUCAGAAUACGGAGUACCGGCGUUCUUCGCCGUCUUUAUUGGAGAUGCAGGGGCUCAGAAUGGAACUUGUGCAUCAAGGGAGGAUGAGGAUGCCUGCGUUUUUCGACGAGUUUCAGACAAAGACAGUUUGGCUUUGGAGGUCUUGAUGGGGUUGGCGUCACAUGAUGACACAUGCUGUGUAUUCGGUGAUAUUGCAGAUCGUUUGCCGCAGUUUGCAAGAGACUGGAUUGAAGCUGCCAUGCCGCUUCCAGCUCCGAGCAUGUCAAGUGCUGAGAUCAAAGAUGCAUAUGCAGACAUCAAGAAUUGGAUUUUGCUUCACAAAGAGAACCUGUUCAGUGACAGUGCUGGGUCUUGGUGCUACAAGCACAAGCAGGUAUGUCCAGCUCAUCCUCUGUUGAGCAUCGGCGACGAUGCCAAGUGCUUGGCAAGCUCGCUGCAAGGUGUCAAUAGGCCCCUCAUGGUCAACGUCGCAGGAGUUUCUUGCACACCGUGGUCUUCAGAAGGCGCCCAAGAGCAGACUGCCAGUGCAUGCGAGGUCCCCCAUUCAAUCUGGUUAGCAGAGCGGGUUGUGCGGGGCAGUAGGAAUCAAGAAGACAUCGCUUUUGUUGAGUGCACCCCGAAGUACCCCAUGGAGGAUACUUUGGGCAGGGAGUUGGGCUCUACACAUCAUGUCGUGUCGAUGACAUUUGGACCAGAGCAUUUGGGUUGGCCGACGAAGCGUCUGCGUGUGAUGGGUGCAGCAAUCAACAUGGCAACCUGCGUUUGGCUUGGCCCAGGGUCCCCUCAGGAGAUUGCAGAGGACUUUGCUGCCAAGUUUUUUAG
This is a messenger RNA of Symbiodinium necroappetens, 2219 nucleotides long. Lineage: Eukaryota; Dinophyceae; Suessiales; Symbiodiniaceae. The record is from the annotation of a GenBank genome assembly.